Molecule: messenger RNA, 879 nt
Organism: Impatiens glandulifera
Lineage: Eukaryota; Viridiplantae; Streptophyta; Magnoliopsida; Ericales; Balsaminaceae
Exons: 2
Coding region: 1-879 (292 amino acids)
Source: RefSeq, a predicted model, not a curated record
AUGACGUCAAUUCGCAUUGUGUUGGCCUUAGCAGCAAGUUCUCUAUGGAAAUUGUGGCAAUUGGAUGUCAAGAAUGUAUUUCUCUAUGGAGAACUUGAUCGUCCAAUAUAUAUUGAACAACCACCUGGAUUCGAGAAGACUGAUGCUUCAGAAUCCGACUCAAGUCUAUUUAUAAAGAAGAAACAUGGACAGAUGGUGGUUGUGCUUCUUUAUGUGGAUGAUAUAAUCUUGACGGGCAGUAACUAUGAUGAGGUUAUUCGUCUACAAUAUGAGCUCUCGCUUUGUUUUGAGAUGAAGAAGCUUGGUGAACUUGGAAUUUUCCUUGGUAUGCAAAUCAAAAAUUUCGAUAAAGGGUUGUUUGUAUCGCAGAUCAACUAUACAAAGAAGUUAGUAGAAAAUUUUGGUAUGACUAAUGGAAAAAAGAGUUAUACUUCUCUCGACGUAAAUCCUAGACUUAGUCGAGACGAAGGAACGUGUCUACCAGAUCCUCUUCCUUAUCAUGCUCUUGUGGGAAGUUUGACUAUAACAAGGCCUGACAUUGCUUAUGCAGUUGGAGUGGUGAGUCGAUACAUGAAUGAGCCAAGGAAACCACACCUCGAAGAAGCGAAGAAAAUUGUAAAGUAUAUUAAUACCUCACUAGAUAUUGGUCUACUAUAUGAGAAAGAUGCGAAAUUUGUCUUGCAAGGAUAUGCAGAUGCUGACUUUGCUGGAGAUCGAGACGAUCGAAAGUCCACAUCUGGGUUUGUUUUUUUUUGUGGAAACACUAGCAUAUCUUGGAGUAGUAGGAAACAAGGAUCGGUAUCCUUGUCUACAACAGAAGCGGAAUACAAAGCAUCAACUCACGCAGCACAGGAGUGCAUAUGGCUUCGUAGACUCUGA